Messenger RNA from Anopheles marshallii, 765 nucleotides. RefSeq names its product lysophospholipase-like protein 1. The record is from RefSeq and is a predicted model, not a curated record. NCBI's taxonomy places the organism in Eukaryota, Metazoa, Arthropoda, Insecta, Diptera, Culicidae. The transcript has 2 exons. Gene Ontology annotation, biological process: protein depalmitoylation. Gene Ontology annotation, molecular function: palmitoyl-(protein) hydrolase activity; carboxylic ester hydrolase activity. The coding region runs from base 1 to 765 and encodes 254 amino acids. Gene Ontology annotation, cellular component: cytoplasm.
AUGCGAUUGAUAGAGAAGGUUUUUAAUCCUACGGGCAAAAAGCAUGCCGGCACGCUCAUAUUCUUGCACGGUUCUGGCGAUACAGGGAACGGUUUGACGGAAUGGAUACGAUUCCUUCUAGGCCGCGAUAUGGAAUUUCCGCACAUUAAGGUGAUCAUACCUACGGCACCUGUACAACCGUAUACGCCAAUGGGAGGUGAAAACUCUAACGUAUGGUUCAACCGAAAGCGUAUCGAAAUGGACUGUCCCGAAAUAAGAACCUCGCUAGCCUCGAUAUACGACACCGUCAAUGAAAUGGUAGUGCGCGAGAUGGCCGCUGGAGUACCAUUGAAUCGAAUCGUUGUCGGUGGCUUCUCAAUGGGUGGUGCACUGGCAAUGCACACCGGUUAUCAUCUGAACCGAGACUUGGGUGGCGUGUUUGCCAUCUCUUCAUUCCUGAACACCGGCAGCAUCGUGUACGAUUCGCUCGGUUGUAUUUCGGAUGACGAACAGCUACCAGAGUUGUUGAUGAUGCACGGCGAACGGGACACACUAGUGCCGCUCGAAUGGGGUCAAACAACGUUCGACGAGCUGGCCAAGCUUGGUGUACGGGGUCAGUUCGUGCCCCAUCGGACCGCACUACACGAAAUCAAGAAAGAUCAACUGCUGCGGGUUAUCGAUUUUGUGCAGAAGAUCAUACCGGAACCGAUGGACGAUGUGUUCGAAACCACGGCAAAGUCCGAUACGACAAAGUCUACCAAAAGUAUAAAGAAAGGAAAACUAUGA